AUGAUUGAACGUUUACUAGCACCAACUCCUCCAACACAAUUGACUGAACCUCUCACUGAACAUCCAGAAUUAACUCCAACUUCAUUAGUUGACUAUGACAUUGUGGGUAAUAAUACAUUGAUUCUUGGUGAAAACAAUUGCGUUCAAUGUGGUUUAAUAAUAAAAGAUGAAAGUUAUUUACGUGUACAUAAACAUGGAAUCUUUCACGAAAAUUGCUUAAUAUGUUAUCUUUGCCAUCGGCCAUUGAUUACCAUUGGCGGAGGAUAUUUUAUUCGAAAUAAUUAUGAGCAACAAUCACAUUUUAUUUGUCGACAUGAUUAUCAAACAGCUAAUAACAAUAAGUCUUAUCAAAAUUCAACAUAUUUAUCACCACAAUGUUCAAAAUGUCAACUAGUUAUCUCUGCCAACGAAUUAGUAAUGCGUGCAGAUGAUAAAUAUAUAUAUCAUAUAGAUUGCUUUACCUGUUGUCUAUGUAAUGUUGUUUUAAAACCAGGCGAUGAUUAUGGUCUACAUGGUUCUUUCUUAUUUUGUCGUUUACAUUUGGAACAAACGACAAAUACAACAUUUUCACUUUGUUCACCAAUCAAAAGUCCAUCGGCAUCGACACCGAGUUUAACUAUGAAGAAAACUCGACAUAUCACUCAACGUAAACAACGAACUAAAUUGAAUACAUUAGAAAACAAUCCGACGACUAAUUUUGAAGGAUUUUUGAAUGGAAAUGACCUUUCAAAUUCAUCAAAUUUAUUUCAUAAUCAAAUGUCAAACAAUGCUCAACAGCAACGAACAAAACGAAAUCGAACAUCAUUCAAACAUCAUCAAUUACGAAUUAUGAAAACAUUCUUUGCUCAAAAUCACAAUCCUGAUUCCAAAGGUUUAAAGAUUUUAUCGCAAAAAACACAAUUAAGUAAACGUGUACUUCAGGUCUGGUUUCAAAAUGCUCGAGCCAAACUUCGUCGAGGACUCAUUCAAGAACAAGAAAAUAAGCAAGAUAAAGCUUCAACAUCGAUCGAUAAUACCAAUUCAUCAACAAAUGAAUUUCUUCAAAUGUUGACAGAUGAUGAUAUUGCAAGUGGAACAUCGAAUGAUCGUAGUCGCACUGAAGAUGACGAAUUAGUUGAUGAAUUGGAUGAAUAUGAUAAUAACAACAAUAAUCUCAAUACAGACUCAACGAACAAUCUUUCUACACAUGAAUUUAAUCAUCAUUUGCCGCCUUAUCCUAUGUACCCACUUUUGUGA
Molecule: messenger RNA, 1236 nt
Organism: Adineta ricciae
Lineage: Eukaryota; Metazoa; Rotifera; Eurotatoria; Adinetida; Adinetidae
Source: the annotation of a GenBank genome assembly